Molecule: messenger RNA, 1621 nt
Organism: Camellia sinensis
Lineage: Eukaryota; Viridiplantae; Streptophyta; Magnoliopsida; Ericales; Theaceae
Source: RefSeq, a predicted model, not a curated record
AUUAAUAAAUUAAUUCAUCAUUAAUUAAAAAAAUAGAAAAUUGAUUCAUACAUUACAUUCAUUAAUUAAUUCAUCACAUAACAUGCAUUACAUUCAUUAUACUGAAAUUAUUUUUUUGUUAUUUAUUUUUUGUGUUGUGUAGUAAGUACUAAGUAGAAAAUGACAUCGGGAAGUAAUAGAAAAGAUCCGGCGUGGCAAUAUGCCCAUUUGGUGGAGGAGAAUAAUUUAAACAAGUUUGAAUGCAAUUUUUGUGGUAAAGUAUCAAAUGGAGGUGUUUAUCGGGUGAAACAACACCUUGCGGGAGGUUAUAGGAAUGUCACUGCUUGCCCGAAGUGUCCUUCUCAUGUAAGAGAAGAGAUUAGAGAGUUCAUGUCCAAAAAAAAGACUCAAAAAGAAGAAAUAAACAUGUUGCCUGAUUUCAAUGACAUGGACAUGGAAGAUGAAGAUGAAGAUGAUGAUGUCAUUGAGAUCAAUGUCAAUCAACACCGCAAGUUGACAAGUAGUAGCCAAGGUUCAUCCAAAUCCAAAUCCAAAUCAAAAACGCCAAAGAGAAAAGGGCCUAUGGAUGUUUACUUCACACCCAAUCCUGAAUCAGUGGUGAAAAAUCGAAAAGACCAAGCAAAAGGGAAACAAACCAAAAUUGAUGCAAAUGACCCUUAUAAAAAAGAAAUGAGAGCUCGGGCACUACAAAGAUUUGCAAGGUGGAUGUAUGAUGCCGGCAUCCCUUUUAAUGCAGUAAAUUAUGAGAGUUUUGGACCAAUGAUUGAAGCCAUUGGCCAAUAUGGUCCUGGUAUGAAGCCACCGACAUACCAUGAAGUGCGGGUUACCCAACUCAAAAAAGAAGUGAAACAUACUGAAGAUUUGAUGAAGUAUCAUAAAGAGGAUUGUGCAAAAUACGGGCGUUCCAUAAUGGCAGAUGGUUGGACUGAUAAGAGAGGAAGGACAUUGAUUAACUUUUUAGUUAAUUGUCCAAGAGGAACCAUGUUUGUUGAGUCGGUUGAUGCUUCUAGCUAUUCAAAGGAUGGGCAAAAGCUAUUUGAAUUACUAGACAAGUUUGUGGAGAAAGUUGGAAAAGAGAAUGUGGUGCAAGUUAUCACUGAUAGUGCUGCAGCUAAUGUGUUGGCGGGGAGGUUUUUGGAAGCUAAGUAUGAACACUUGUAUUGGACACCAUGUGCUGCUCAUUGUUUGGACUUGAUGUUUGAAGACAUUUUCAAGAUACCUAGAUUGAAAAAGACAUUUGAAAGGGGUAUUGCAGCACAUGGCUACAUUUACAAUCGGCCUACGUUGCUAAACAUGAUGAGGCGCUUUACAAAUUUAAAGAAUUUGAUCAAGCCUGCAAAAACUAGAUUUGCAACCGCCUUUUUGACUUUGUCUAGGAUGCAUCAACAAAAAAACAAUUUGAGAAAGAUGGUCACCUCCGAAGACUGGACCUCAAGCAAAUGGGCAAAGGAGCCACAAGUGCUUAGAUUGGUUGAUACCGAGAAGAAACCUCCCAUGGGAUACAUUUAUGAGGCAAUGGAUAGGGCUAAAGAAUGCAUUGCAAGUUCAUUUGAUCAUAAAGAAGAGAAGUAUAAUGAAAUUUUCGAAAUCAUUGACAAAAGAUAGUAGGGGUGGGCGCGGG